Bipolaris oryzae ATCC 44560 is the source of this 2217-nucleotide messenger RNA. RefSeq lists its product as uncharacterized. The transcript has 2 exons. The record is from RefSeq and is a predicted model, not a curated record. The coding region runs from base 1 to 2217 and encodes 738 amino acids. Lineage: Eukaryota; Fungi; Ascomycota; Dothideomycetes; Pleosporales; Pleosporaceae.
AUGGUUUCCGUUUGCGCGACAUGCAAAGGCCUGCAGAAAUACCCCCACGGUCUUAACGGCACCCAGGAUAGCAGCACAGAAUCUUUGGUUUGGGUCAACACCAGGCUAUCAACGCUAAGGUCAAGUUCAAGUGCCUGUCGCGCAUGCGCACUUCUACUAAAUGGCAUUUUGCCAUAUUGCGACCGAUUUGCUGGCGUAGACGAGGAUAGGAUCCGAGUGACUGCCGAGUCGUUCAACCCCAAACCAGACAGGAACCUCCAGGAUCAUCUCUCGGUCGAGCUUCGAUGGAAGGACAACGAAGACCACGACGAAUGUCAAAACGAAACCCAUGAAAACGCCACUGGCUACGCAGAUCUCAAACUAGAGUUCUUCACAGAUGGAGAUGGUCAAUCUCCUUUCUCUGCCAUUGGAAGAGGUCGGCAACUAGCAGAGACUCCAUUGCAGAAUACUGGUUUGAUGAUAGCACGAAGUUUGAUAAAGAAUUGUCUAGACAACCACGCUACAUGCAGUCGAAGAAGUAAACCCACCACGCUACCAAAGCGCGUCUUGGACUUGUCGGCAGGCGACGACGCCAAAACUCUGCGACUGCACGAAAGUGAGUAUAUACAAGAUGAAAGAAGAUAUGAACAUGGUGAAUACAUUACCCUGAGUCAUGUUUGGGGUACGACUAAAGGCAUACCCAUGACAACUUUGGAAACACUAGAGUCUUACAAAAAGUGUAUCCCUUGGUCAAUCCUACCUAGAACUUACCAGGAGGCAAUCUUGCUCACUCGAGCACUUGGUUUCCGGUGGCUAUUCAUUGACAGUCUUUGUCUCAUACAAGACGAUGUCCAUGAAAGGCUUGAGGAUUCGCUCAGGAUGGAUGAAAUCUUUGGAGACGCUUUCUUGACCAUUGCGGCAACGUCCGCACCCGACAGUAGUAGCUACCCACUAUUUCCCCUCAAGACACAAGCCCUCAAGAUUCAAGCAGCCGAUGUUAAAGGUUCAACACAUAAAAUUAACGUAAGAGAGCAGCCGAGCCACUAUAGCUUCAAAGCACCUUCCAAUGGCAAUGCACACAUGAAUGAGUGGGAAUUGCCCUUCAACAUUACCGAAGAGGCAAAUGCGGACACGCCCCUUUUAGUCCGUGCCUGGCCUUACACCGAACGCAUGCUAUCCACCCGUGUGCUGCAUUUUACAAAAAGCGAAAUGAUACUUGAAUGCCGUCAAGGCUACCAAUGCGAAUGCGGACGCAUCGAAGACAGCGCAUUUGACUCGCGACCUACUGAUCAGGUCAAGCAGGAGUUUGGCAAGGUCCUUGCGGAAAAUCUGCAUCAACCGCAACAGAAUAAUGGUAACAGCAACCUGGGCCACAACCGGAUGGACAGUGUCACUAACCAAUUAGCCUCUACCAACCUCACGAAUGGCGCGCACCAAGAACUAUCGCGGAAACGCGAAGAAACGCUACAGCUUUGGUCUUGCAUGAUUACAGAAUACACGGCAAGACAUCUGACAUACGACAGCGACCGCCUCAUCGCCGCAGCAAGUAUGGCAAAAGCAUUGUCACCCACAUUACAGUCAGGAUACAUUGCAGGCCAGUGGACUUUCAGUACACUAGGCCUCCUCUGGUAUCCUAACGACAGCUCCUGCUGCCGACGCCCGCAACUCGGACAAGGCCAGAAUGUCCCAAGCUGGUCCUGGGCCUCCGUCGAAGGCGCCCCAAUCUUCUUUGACAACACAAGCGCAAUGGAUCUCGCAUGCAGAGCCUCAUUUGGCCCAAAGGGCAAACGGGCAAGCGCCUGGUCCCCCAUCAUGGGCGAGCCGCUCGAACUAUCCGGCGCAAUGGCAACAGAAGUCGUAUUUCACACCUCCUCAAAACCCUCGCCGCAACAACCCUACUCGUAUACGCUAGCCCGCAAUGGGAUGUCCGUCGAGUUCACACCAGAUGUCGUUCCGCCCCGCGACGAAGACGCACUGCGGGAUGGCGAGACUCUUGUCUGUGUCCUCGUGAGCAUGACGUUCCGCUCGUCAAUCGUCGGUGUUGUACUCAAGUCUUCGCCACCAGGAAACAACACGUAUCGCCGUGUUGGUCGCUUUGAAUGCUACGAGUGCACGCCUGAGGGUAUAGACGAAGAGAUGAGUGAGGAUGCCGAGGCAUUGUUCGAGCAUUGGUUCCCGGAGAUUCAGGAUAUGACGCAGUUGGACAAUUAUCCGCAGCGCACUUUUACGGUUGUGUGA